AAAGAGUAGAGUUGGAUUGGAAGAGGUAUAUAAGUUUUAGAGAGUAAAAUAAGUAUAUAGUAAGCUUGGCCCAUAACCCUUACUACUUACAAACUGCAUCUAAUUUUAAUGAAGAAAUAAGGUUAUAGGAUAUGUUUGUAAUUCACAGUAAGCCCUAAUCGAAACUUAUGCCAUUUCUAAACCCCGUAUAUAUUUUCCACUCCCAUUCUCACCGAGCACAAACACACUCCAAUGGCUUCCUCACUCUCUCUAACCCUCCUCCCCAUCACACACAACGUACGUGCACAAUCCACACGCGCCAAUGCCUCCAUAACCAGGAGGCAGGCCCUAUGGGUGGCGACCACCUUGACCACCGCUAAAUUUGGAGAGGCCGCCGGUUUAGCAGAGGAUAUUCCACUUUUCGGGAUAAGGAGGCUGAAGAAAGUGGAGGAAGAGGCUGAGGAAUUGGUGAAGGAAGGGGAGAAAUUGGUGGAGGAGGGUUUAGAGGUGGUCAAGGAAGAUGUGGAGAAGGGUUUCGGCGGCGGCAGCGGAGCGAUAAACGUAGCGGCGGAUUUGGGACAGGCGUUGGGGGUGGCGGGGGCCGAGGUGGUGGGUUUGGUGGUGGCUUCCUCAGUUGUGAAUGGGAUUCUAGGGCCUGAGGCACAAAAACCAUGAAAAUCAAAGGUUUCUCUCUCUAGACUUUCAAAGUUCUCUCUCUAAACUUGGUAGGUCUCUCUCCAUUUGAGGGGAUAAGGAAUUCGUGGCCAAUUUUCUUCUCUCUCAAUUAUUUAAUGUGAUUGUGUGUCUCUUGACCU
Molecule: messenger RNA, 794 nt
Organism: Amborella trichopoda
Lineage: Eukaryota; Viridiplantae; Streptophyta; Magnoliopsida; Amborellales; Amborellaceae
Source: RefSeq, a predicted model, not a curated record